Drosophila guanche is the source of this 5465-nucleotide messenger RNA. RefSeq lists its product as uncharacterized. Gene Ontology annotation, molecular function: actin binding. Gene Ontology annotation, biological process: positive regulation of actin filament polymerization. The record is from RefSeq and is a predicted model, not a curated record. Lineage: Eukaryota; Metazoa; Arthropoda; Insecta; Diptera; Drosophilidae.
CUUGUUUUUAUUGUUUAAAGAAUCCCGCGAUUAGUGGUGCAUGCAGCGGAGUGUGUUUGGCUUGUGUUGUGCGUGAUGUGUGCGCCGUUACCGACAGGCAGUGCCGCCUGAGUCUGAACUCACUUCAUUGAAGAGGAGACCGGAAGAAUUCUUAAGCAGAAUAAUGUCUGCCAAAAACCAAAUGAGCGUCUUCAUGGAGAAGAUCAACACGACGCUACAGUCGUGUCCUUCGGUUGUGUGCAUCAAUGAGCCGGAUACGCACAGUGCCAACAGCACGGAGAUACUGCAGCAGACCACGCCCGAGAGUACUCUAGAGAAGAAGCAGCUGCAAGGAGGUGGAGUCGGAGUCGGAGUCGGAGCUGGAGCAGCAGCUAGCCUAAGUGGCAACUGCAUUACAAUCAAUGCGGCAACAACAGCUGUUGGCGGCACCUCUGCGGGUGUGACAAAGAUAACGAUAACAGGCGACAGCAACAGCAACAACAACAAUCGAGACUCUUAUGAGAAUCAUCCUGGCAGCAUUGUAAAGACAAAUCACAACAGCAGCUUGGUGUCCAUCACAAGCCUAAAUAGCUGCGACCUCAGCUAUAGCCGCGAGAGACCGUUGAGUCCUGAGGGUGGUAGCACCGCCACCCUGCCCCUGGGAGGUAGCAGCAGCAGCAACAGGAACAGCCAUAGUCACGGGCACAACAAUCCACACGGCAGCAGCGACACCUCAUCGGGCAACUUCCAAGAACGCUUCGACUUUGAGCACUGGAAGGGAUUACUCAGCGACUACAACUGUUUCCACAGUCUCUAUCGGUAUUGGAAUCAGUACAGCAGCAGCGGCGGCAGUGACAUUAGCAGUGCCAGUGGCAGUGGCAGUGGCAUUGCCACUAAAAGGCAAUCGUGCCACCCAUUGGAUGCUCAGUCGCGCAACGAUCAUGCGAACAACAACGAAGCUGGAUUGGGCAGCGGUCUGGGCAGUGGUUCAUUCUACACGAAUAAUAUAUUAGGCUAUACCUUUGGAUCCCUACCAUUUGGUUUCAAGCAGCAGCACUCGCAGCAUCAGCAGGACCUCGAUAGCCAGAGCGGCAGCAGCAGCACUCUAGGAUAUAAAAAGUCCUCGUCCUCGUCCUUUUACGGCAACGGCAACGGGCCGGGCAACGAAACUCCACUACAGAAACACUACAGACAACAGCAAAAGCGAAAGAUGCCCGUCUUUAGGGGCAGGAGAGCCUGGUGCGGCUGCUUCAAGAUCCAGAUCAAGAUCAAGAUCGCCACCAUCAUGGACACGAGCCAGAUCGACACAUUGGCGGAGUGCGCCUUGGAUUGCUUCUUAAAUGGUCGGUACUACGACUCCGUUUCUUGCACGGCCGUAAUGGUCUACAUGAGAGAGCAACUGAGCAGCCACGAGCGCCAUGUGAUGAACGACAUCUUUUUGGGUAUCAUCAAUAAAUUCAUUAACGCGAACACAGAAUUGGAGAAGCAGUUGGAGGAUGAACGCCAGGCCCUGCAGCAGAUAAGCGAACCGACUGAGGAGCAAAAACAAGUUGUGGAGGCCGCCAAGGCCGCCGUCAAUACCCUGUUAGGGCAUUUAACGGGGUACGUCCAGGAUAUGGUGUCCAUCACAGUUCAGGCACUAAACUCUUUCAACACUGAUGACCACGAGCCAAAAGCGUACCUUUACCGCUUGAUGGGCGAGUGCCUGGGGAACACGUGCCACUUGGUGAACGCCGAUGAUGUCAACGAUGCUGAGAUCAAUACGGUGGCCUCCCUUGCCUAUCUCCAAGGGAUGGUGCACGGCUUCAAUCUACCUCCGGCCGACCCCUCCCACCUGGAUAACAUCACCUCCUAUUGCAAAUUUGCGGUGCGCAAUUUGCGGAACCUCGAUGAGGCCAUUGCUCUGGGGUCUUAUGUCAUGUUCACCUGCCCAGAGGAGAGGAUCCUUGAGUCCAGAGACGUGCAGACCACAAGACACUGCCUCCACUUACUUCAAAUGUGUCUGGAUGUGUGGACUACCGUAAGGGACCUCAUGAAUAGCGACAGCAACACCAAUGAAGAUGCUGAACAGGACGAUCAGGACAUAUCAACCAAGGGACAACAAUUGGGUGGGGAUUGCGGGGAACGGCUCCUCAUGUCCUUUGUGAACGCUGUCCUCAACUAUGGCCAAUUGCGCUAUGAAUUUCUAAUGCUGGGCAUCCAGCCGGUGAUCGACAAGCUGCGCACCCACGGGAACGAGACGCUGGACAGGCAUUUGGACUUCUUUGAGAUGGUGAGAGAAGAGGAGGAUGAGAAGGAAUUCGCACGUCGCUUCAACGAAGAGCGCAAGAGCGGUUCCAUGUUCGAGCUGCUGCGCCGCAAGCUCAGCCACUCGCCAGCGUAUCCACACAUGUUGUCGCUGCUGCAGCAUAUGCUCCUGCUACCCUACACGGGCCACUGCACCGAGCAUUGGCUGCUGAUUGAUCGCGUGGUCCAGCAGAUUGUGCUGCAAGUGGAGCAACGACCCAGCAGCGACCUCAUACCCGAUCCCCUGGAUGAUCCCCUGGAUGAUCCCCUGGAUGAUCCCGGCAAGCAGCUGAAGCUGGCCAGCGACUGAGAGUCGCCAGUCCAUGAUCCGGAUGUGGCACCCCUGCAGAUCGAUGUGGGCAAGCUGGUGCGUCUGCUGGUCAAGGAGGAGCAACUGACGCAGGCGCGCAAGCGGGCGGAUGAGCUGGAGCGCGAGAACUUUGAGGUGCAGUCGCGUCUGGCCAAAAAGGAGCAGGAACUCGAUCUGCGAAUGCAGGAGAAGGAGGAUCUGGAGACGGGACUGGCGCGCAUGCGCGAACGCCUCGAGAAGGAGUCCGCCCAGCACUCGCAGGCCGUGCAGCGGGCCCAGAGUGCCGAGAUGAAGGCCGAGGAUCUGCAGCAUCGACUGCACAGCGAGCAGCAGGAGCGAGCGCGUCUCGAGCGGCUCGUUACCGAAGGCAGCAUACCCGAUGACCAAAAGGUUGCCGGUCUGACCGGCUGCAAUGGUGCUGUGUCGCCGCCACCACCGCCACCACCGCCGCCGCCGAUGUUGAAUGCCAUUCCACCGCCGCCGGCACCGCCAAUGGCGCCAGCAAUGCUGCCACCGCCACCGCCACCGCCACCACCGCCAUGUCCAGGUGCACCCCCACCGNAUCCAACACUAAUCCGUGUCUCUGUUCUACCUGCAGCUCCUGUGGCGCCCAAGGUGGAGCUGCCGAAGAAGAACGUGCCACAGCCCACGAAUCCCUUGAAGAGCUUCAACUGGUCCAAGCUGCCAGAUGCCAAGCUGCAGGGCACCGUCUGGAGCGAACUGGACGAGAGCAAGCUGUACAACAACAUGGAACUGGAGUCGAUAGACAAACUCUUUUCGGCCUACCAAAAGAAUGGAGUGCCAGCACACGAUGGCUCCUACGAGGAUCUACGACCCACUGGACAGAAGAACAAACAGAAGGUGCUCUCCGUGAUCGAUGGACGACGAGCCCAAAACUGCACGAUUCUCUUGAGCAAACUGAAGAUGAGCGAUGUGGAAAUAUCCAAAGCCAUCCUCUCCAUGGACUGCAAUGAGCAGCUGCAGCUGGACAUGGUCGAGCAGCUGUUGAAGUUCACGCCCUCGGCCGAAGAGCGAGCCUUGCUGGACGAGCACAGUGAGGACAUUGAAUCGCUGGCACGUGCCGAUCGUUUUCUCUACGAGAUAUCCAAGAUACCCCACUACGAGCAGCGGCUGAAGAGUCUGCACUACAAGAAGCGCUUCAUGCUCACCGUCAACGAUCUGACGCCGCGCAUCAAGAGCGUCAUGGAGGCCUCACGCGAGGUGGCACGCUCUCGACGUCUGCGCAAGUUACUGGAACUGGUGCUGGCCUUGGGCAACUACAUGAACCGUGGGGCACGCGGCAAUGCGUGGUCUGGCUUCCGUUUGGCAUCGCUCAAUCGUCUGGCGGACACCAAAUCGAGCGCGGCCAAGGGCACAACGCUGCUCCACUAUCUGGUGCAGGUGAUCGAGAAGAAGUUCAAGGAUCUGCUGAAGCUGGAGGAUGACAUACCGCAUGUGCGCGGUGCCUCCAAGGUGUCGCUGGGCGAGAUGGACAAGGACAUACAGAUGCUGCGCACUGGGCUGGCGGAUGUGGCCCGUGAGAUUGAGUUCCAUCGGAGUUCGGGGCCCGCACAGCAGGGCGAUCGCUUCCUGCCCGUCAUGCGGGAGUUCCAUACGCAGGCAUCGGUGCGUUUUGCCGAGCUGGAGGACAAGUUCCAGGACAUGAAGACGCGCUUCGAUCGGGCCGUUCGACUGUUCGGUGAAGAUGGAUCCGUGCUGCAGCCGGACGAAUUCUUUGGCAUCUUUGAUUCGUUCCUGGGCGCCUUUGCGGAGGCGCGUCACGACAACGAGAGCUUCCGUCGACGGCAGGAGGAGGAGGAGGAGGAGAAGCGGGCCAAGCAGGAGGCCGAGCUCAAAAAGCGGACCAUCGAUCGCAAGAACAAGACCGGCCUCAUGAGCAGCGUUGCCCGCAAUCUUGGCCUGAAGUCCUCGUCGCCCACGAAUGGCGGCGACUCACCGGCCAAGGGUGGCGGCGGCGACAAUAAGGGCGAGUUCGAUGACCUCAUCUCGGCCCUGCGCACGGGCGACGUCUUUGGCGAGGACAUGGCCAAGUUCAAGAGAUCGCGCAAGGCGCGUGUACUCAAUGGUGGCUCUGGAGCGGGCGGCGCCGCCGGCAACACCUCACCGCCCAGGCAUGGCAGCCUGCAGCGCGAAGAGAGCGGACGCGAACGGGAGCGGGAUCGGGAGCGGGAUCGGGAGCGGACUGUGCGGCGUCAGUAGUAGAGGAUCAAGAAUCGAUUCUCUCUCGCGUUUCCCUGCAACCCUAUCCCUAACCCCUCCCCCACUCCUCGAUGUAAAGGUUUUGUUUCAUGUCUAAAAUUGAGCGCAAGUAUUUUUUGUUCGUACAUCGUAAAGAGAUUUUUUUGUAAUUAUUUAUACACGAUACGAUAUAUCUACUUAUACACCUAUAUACAUACAUACAUAUGCAUAUAUAUAUAUAUAUAUAGCACAUAAUCUAAAGCUAAAUCUCGGCUAAUGCAAGCGUGAAACCAAAUUGUUUUUUUUGUACACAAAAAUGAUGGAAACAUCGAAGAGCGUAAAAUGUAAUUUAAAGUCUAAACGUGAAGAGAAAUGUUAUGUCGUGGCGUACCUUGGAAAUUGUAAUUGUAAUUGUAAUUGUAAUUGUAUCUUUUGCAGUUCCCACUCCCUCCCACAUCAUAUGAAACAAGUCCUGAAACUUUUUGUUGUGGUUGCUUGUAGUAGCUUUUGUCUGUUGCAUCCCCACAAGUGGCAUCCGGAGAGAGUUUGAUGGUUGAUGGUGGCAAUAAAGCUGCCAUAAAGUCAUGUUCAUAAUUAGGAUUUACUCAUUGUUUAUUGUUUAUUGUUUAUUGUUUUUUUUGUUUGUUUAGCACGGGAUCCCAGCAUCGUACACACAUAACAAAUAAAUAAA